UUGGUUUCAAGUGGGGGGACGAUGUCGUUUCACCGAGAUUUGUGUUCGAGUCUUGUUCUGCUUCAGUCGGGUGCCUGAAACGGGUAGGGUUUUGUUGUUGUACGUGAGCAAGAAUUCUCUGAAAGAACGGAGGUAACGGUUUCGUUGACGUUGAUCCUUUCUAUAUCUACUGUAAAUAUAAUCAGGAUUGUUGAAUUCUCCUUACAAGGUUUGUGUGAAAGAAUUCUAGAAAUGGAGAACACUUGCGAAGAGAUGGAAUCUGAGGUUUCUAUGACAGAGGUUUUUGAGUUACCAGGAGAGCCUGCUGUGGUUAUCAAUGGAGUGCCUGAGAUAUCCCCAGGCGAAAAUGUGUGUGUUUUUCCUGAUGUGGUGAGUGACACAAAAUCACCAGGAGAUGCAGGUUUCGGUGAAUGGUUGGAAGGGAGGGAAGUUCGAAAGCUGUUCGGGGAGCAAUAUUAUUCUGGUACUGUGAUCCAGUUUGAUAAGGAAAGUGGUUGGUACAGGGUGGUGUAUGAAGAUGGUGAUUCUGAAGAUCUUGACUGGGCUGAAUUGGAAGAGGUGCUUUUGCCUCUAGACAUUUCAGUACCAUUGAAAGCAUUGGCAAUGAAAAUCAUUAAGAAGAACCAAAAACCUAUUGAUAUUUCUGAAAGCAGUUCAGCUCCAUCGCAAAAACAAAAGACCAAAAAAAUGGGAACUAAGGGAAAGAAAGUUGAUGCACAAGAAGCUGCAGUUAUGAACAUAGCUAGUUCAUAGGAGAUGAGUGAAUAAAAAGCACCAUUCCAAAAGCUGAUUCAUACAACCCAGAAGCACUGGAUCGACAGAAGAAAGGCAACCUACAGAAUAUUUGUCUUCAAAGUCACAGAGAUGACCUCAAAACUACAAUGUGGAUCUCAGAAGAAGUCUAGAUUUCUAAAGCCAGUUUGCUAGGUAAAUUUAAAGCUGGAAAUGCUAUAUUCUUAGUUAUUCAUGUUUUUGUUGCGUUUAAAACUUGUUACAUAUGUAAUGUCAAACAAAACAAAGACACUCUGUAUCCAACCAACGUCACAUCAUUGUAAAAAUUGAUGAUUGUUGUGAUGGAAAAGCUUUUAAUUCAUUUCCUCUUUGCAAUA
Messenger RNA from Mangifera indica (mango), 1109 nucleotides. RefSeq names its product dirigent protein 17-like. The transcript has 2 exons. The coding region runs from base 232 to 753 and encodes 173 amino acids. The record is from RefSeq and is a predicted model, not a curated record. NCBI's taxonomy places the organism in Eukaryota, Viridiplantae, Streptophyta, Magnoliopsida, Sapindales, Anacardiaceae.